Etheostoma cragini (Arkansas darter) is the source of this 4972-nucleotide messenger RNA. Its product is annotated as solute carrier organic anion transporter family member 1C1-like. The record is from RefSeq and is a predicted model, not a curated record. The transcript is spliced from 15 exons. Gene Ontology annotation, biological process: transmembrane transport; sodium-independent organic anion transport. Bases 446 to 2554 code for a protein of 702 amino acids. Lineage: Eukaryota; Metazoa; Chordata; Actinopteri; Perciformes; Percidae. Gene Ontology annotation, molecular function: protein binding. Gene Ontology annotation, cellular component: membrane.
AUCUAUCUGCAGAGACAUUUCAAGAAAAAGAGGUAUCGGCGCGGUCACUUUUCGAGCUCAUUCAACACUAUCUCCAAGGUGCGUUUCACUGAUGGACACCAACCGGUGAAGACAUGUUGCUGGAGACAGGCUAAAUAUCCCUAUUUGAUCUGGAUUAGUCUGCCUGAGAGUUACCCUGAAGUCGGCUCGAAAUGAACUCUACAGAUGCACCUUUGUCUCAGAAUAUUUGAUAAGAAUCGACGCUACUUCUCCUUUCCCAUCCACAUGAGAAGUUUGACCGGUGCUGGGUAGAGGACGGCUGUGUUUCCGAUUGGCUGUUUUAUCCGUGGAGCUCAAGCAUCUGGACGACUGUUUCUCAUCACACUGAGGGUUGCAUGCAUCAGUGCCAAGAAAUUGCAUUAGGUGGGAGACUUCUUCUAAGGAGACACAGAGACAUUACUAAAAGAUGGAAGUGGGAGCUGAGCAAGGAUGCACACAGGGAAAUGGACGCAGUGACGCUGUGGCCAGAGAACCGCGCACCUCUCCCUGCAACAGCUUGAAGAUGUUUCUGGUAGCAUUGUCCUUUGCCUAUUUUUCAAAGGCUCUGUCGGGGAGCUACAUGAAAAGCACAAUAACUCAGCUGGAGAGGCGCUUUGACAUCCCCAGUUACCUAAUAGGUGUCAUUGACGGGAGCUUCGAGGUAGGUAACCUGUUGGUGAUAGCGUUUGUCAGUUACUUCGGGGCCAAGCUCCAUCGGCCAAAGAUAAUCGCAGUGGGUUGUGUACUGAUGUCCAUUGGCACCUUCAUCAUUGCUCUGCCUCACUUCAUAAUUGGACGCUAUGAAUUUGAAACAUCAGUGCGGUGGGUAGUGAACUCAACACUCAACCCCUCUCCUUGUCCGUUGGGCUCUCCAGCAGACCUGACCCAACACGGUAAACUGUCUCAAAUGCCAGCAACAGGUUGUGAAGGCGACUCCAACCUGUCAAUGUGGAUUUAUGUGCUCCUGGGAAAUGUUUUGCGGGGGAUAGGAGAGACGCCUGUUCAGCCACUUGGGAUCUCCUAUAUAGAUGAUUAUGCUAGUGAGGAAAAUGCUGCACUUUAUGUUGGCUGUGUGCAGACCAUUUCAGUGGUUGGACCUGUGUUCGGCUACCUGUUAGGCUCCCUUUGUGCCAAAAUAUAUGUGGACAUUGGAUUUGUAAAAAUGGAAACUAUCACCAUCACCCCAGCAGAUGCCCGCUGGGUGGGAGCAUGGUGGUUGGGCUACCUCAUAGCUGGGGUCAUCACCCUACUCUCUGCCAUCCCAUUCUGGUUCCUGCCCCGCUCUCUGCCAAUACCUGAGCCCCAGGGCCCAGAAAAGUGUACACCAGAGCAGGCACGCUGUAUUAAAGACCCUCAUCUUUUGAAGCACAAGUAUCCUGCAGACGAAAAUACUACUUUCAUAGAAAUGGCCAAAGACUUCAUUCCAACCUUGAGAACUCUGCUGGGAAACCCUGUGUAUUUGAUAUACCUGUGUGUGACAAUCAUCCAACUGAACUCCCUCAUCGGCAUGGUCACCUACAAGCCUAAGUACAUAGAGCAGCACUUCAGGCAAUCUGCCUCAAAGGCCAACUUCCUCAUGGGUGUGAUCAAUAUCCCAGCUGUGGCACUGGGGAUGUUUUCUGGAGGUCUACUGAUGAAGAGGCUGAAGCUGAACAUUAUGGGAGCAGCCAGGUUUGCCUUCGGAACAUCUCUGAUUGGUUACUUCCUGUCACUGUUCUUCUUUGCAAUGAGCUGUGAGAAUGCAAAGGUAGCGGGGGUGACACUUUCAUACAACAGCAUGGAUAGGAUAUCUUAUGAUAACUACACAUUGUUCACAGCAUGCAACUCAGACUGUUUUUGUUCAGCAAGUGACUGGGACCCAGUCUGUGGAGAGAAUGGCAUCACAUAUCUUUCUCCCUGUCUUGCGGGUUGCACCAGCUCUUCUGGCUCAGGGAAAAACACAGUCUUCUCUAACUGUAGCUGUGUCGGUGUGGCUGGUAACUUCACGGCCAGUACCGGUCAGUGCCCUCAUAAGGACGACUGUGACAGGAUGUUCCCGUACUUUUUGGCUCUCUCUGUCAUCACUUCCUUUAUCAUCUCCCUUGGGGGCACACCGGGCUACAUGUUCCUCAUUAGGUGCAUCAAACCACAGCUGAAAUCUUUGGCGUUGGGUUUCCAUGCUCUGUCAACACGUACCCUUGCAGGGAUACCAGCACCCAUCUACUUUGGAGCAAUCAUUGACACCACAUGUCUGAAGUGGGGUCAGAAGAGGUGUGGAGGCAUAGGAGCCUGUAGAAUCUACAACACCACUGCAUACAGGAUAGCAUACUUGGGUCUGACUCUGAGCCUGCGGAGUAUCUCAUUCAUUAUUUGCAUCCCGGGUUUCAUUUUGCUCGGUCGACAGUUGAGGAAGGAGGAAAGGAAUGCCAUCCACGGAGCUCUGGCCAAUGGCGGGACGGAGCUGGAGGCACUGAGGAAGGAAGAGUUUGGGAUUUGUAAUUCUGACCAAUCACAACAAACGGUAGACAACAGCACAGCCAGGGAGACACGGCUGUGACAAAUCCAGCAGAACUGACCCCCUCCUUGUCUCCUUCUCACAAACACAUAAACAUACAAACACACACACAAAUACAACCCACAGUAUGUACAGAGUGAUACUGUACACAUGCCCACUCACUCAAUUGAGAUUUGCAGGGAAUCAUGUUGUAUCUGAUAAUCUCAUAUAAAGCAUAAAUUCUAUAUUUGUACUACUGGACUCAUGAAGGCUUUGUGAAUUUAACAGGAAAUUUGAUAUAAUGGACAUAUUUCUUGAAUGUACAUGCUGUUUUUUUUUUCUUAUUAAUAAAAGUAUAAUAAUAUUUUUUUCUGGUUUUAAUGGUGGCACAAGAGAUCAGAUGGGAAAUGUGACUAGUAUAAUUCUAAUGAGCACUUAAAGACUGCCUCUUUCAAAUUAAGUUUUUCUUGCUGAUAUCACAAGAGGAUAAACAAUUAACACACAUAUAUGUUAUAUCCAGUAUAUAUACAUAUAACAUGUAAAGAUGAGGAAAAUUAAGCAUCCAAAGAGACAGGUCUGUGAUGUUUGUGAACGUGUGUUUCAGUGACUUUUAGAAGGCUUGGCAGUUUGACGUUUGUGCCUCAUUCACACAAGUUACCUCUAAAUCUUGUGUCUCACAUUUUAAACAGAUACAGAACAGACUUAUUUUGCUUUUCAAUUUCAGACUAAAUGAAGUCUUUACAUUCACUUCGAAAAACAAGGUUAAUUUCUGACCGACUCUUAAACAUUUGUCUUUUAAAGUAAAGUUGGGUUGUAUUGCAGUUGUGUCUUUCUGGAUGUAAACUUGUUCUUUUGGUACUCAUACUCACAAAAAAAUGGAAAUUUAAGUGCAAGUGACAUUUUCUUACCUGUUUAGUUUAAUCUGUCUAGUGGAGGCAGCUCCAUAUUUUUAAUGCUUAUAACCAGCACCAGCCCCAAUUAACUCCUAGUUAAAUCUGGUAUUAUUGAGGAGAAAAAACCUAUCAAGAUACACAGCAAACUACACGUUGUCAUGACACUGAAAAGAAGGAUUAAACUGAAUUUGCUCAGACUAUCUCAAUGCACUGCAGCAGGCUCUGGUAUUAAAAAAGCCGUUUUUGUAAAAACAGAUGGCUUAGGUGAAUGCUUGCUAUUGUAUCUGCAUUGUGUUGAGCCUUAAAAAGGCAGAAUUUGUACUGUUGAUAAAAUAUAAACUGUCCGUCGUCCCGGUCUUUAAGCGAACAUUACCACCGUGUGAAGUAUCACCACAGGAAAUGUGCAUUUGUGUAAUUGAUGUGUGUGUCUGCAGCCACUGCUACAUGAUGUUUCACUGGUGAGUCUUUUGUUGUAUUUUGUGCGUGUAUAAGCUCCUGUGCCAAAACCCACACUACUACGGUAAUAUUAAUUUCAUAAACAGUACCCAUUUUCUUGAAAUCUGUUUUUUUUUUUAUAAACAAAAAGUGACAUUAAUCGACCUGCUACUGUAUCUCAAGACGAUUGUUUUAAAGGUACUACCUUGGUCUUUGUAAAUGUAUAGCAUAUCAUCUUUAUUCAUUUCCAUAAUGGAUGAACCAUUUUGUUAACUUACACUACGUGGUGAAUGAAUCCUUUUUAUGAGUUUAGUUUCCGGCACACGUUGCCACAAGUACAGACUCAGAGAGGAGCAGCAAGUGGUGCACAUUGAUGAAGUCAUUAACUUAAUGUAAGGCAUUUCCUUGAAUUAAAGAUUAACAACAUAAAUAAUUUUUUAUCUCAAAGAAUAUCUUAAAAGUAAUACUAAAUUAAAAAAUGUAAUAUCCAAUGCAAUAAUGCUUUGGUGUUAUUUAUUCAAAACAAGGCCCAGCAUGAAGAAUUGUAGGUUUAUUAAACAAAAUGUAUUACAUACAUCCCCUUAAAAGGCACUUCUAUCUGUCUGACAGAAAUGUCAGAACAUGACUUGAAGAGGCAUUUUUGCUAUUUUUACUUGAAAAAUUACUUUGGUAAAAACCCAAUAACCUAUUUAUCAUAAAAAAGGGAAACAUUGAAGCCUCUUGUGAUUACAAUUUCAGGUCCUCUUUCACAGUGACGAGGCUUUGUGGAGAUAAUGGAAAUUAAUAUAAACAAAACUUCAACCAUGAUGACUCACCAUCAAUACAACAAAAACAUGUGAAGUGCAACUGUACAUGCAAACUAUAUUUGCACAGACUGAAUUUACAUACUGUUUUUAAGACCGACGUGGGUGCAGCAGGUGUUCCUUUUACAAACAGAAAUUAAGAAGCAAACCGUAUCAAAAUACAUUCAUAGCGGUCACUGAACUAGCUCUGGACUGUGUCACUUGGCUAACACCAAUGACACAAUCCAUGAAACAACAUCCACCCUGGUUGCGUGUGUCUUUAACAUUUGAAGUGCUCUGUGAUCAGACCUGGGUCGAUUACCGACUGAACUCUCUCCAAUUCCCUCGCACAACUAAUCUGCCUGAUAGAG